GGCGUCUCUCUUUACUCGGCUGUUGAACGCUCUGGGCUCAUUCCCACAGCGGCUACGAGGCAGCGCGGACGAGGAUGAGGAGCGUGAUCCUGCUUCUGUUGGUUGCGUUCGCAGUCCUGGCAGAGCAGCACGGUGGGAACAAGAGGCUCGCCAAGCGAGAGCUUCUGCUGCGAUCCAAACGACGGUGGGUUCUGUCCACCAUCGAGCUGACAGAGGAGGACCCCGGGCCGUACCCCAAGGUCAUCUCACAGAUGUUUAAUGACAAAACAGGAGCUGUGGGAGAAAACCACAAGUACACGAUAGGUGGAAUGGGAGUGAGUGAGCCGCCGAUGGGCGUCUUCAGAAUCAAUGAAGCGACUGGAGUGGUCGAAGCCCUUCAGGCCAUUGACCGGGAGAAAUAUGAGCUCUUUCAUAUCAAGUUCGACAUCUUGGACAGAAUAACAAACCAAAAAAUAGACAGAGAACUGGCUUUUGACAUUGAGAUAAAGGACAUCAAUGACAAUCCACCCAAGUUUCUCCAACCACUAAUAAAUGCUAACGUAAAGGAAAAUAUGCCAGAAGGAUACUUGCCCGUGCAGCUUCAGGCCGUUGACCCUGAUCAGAAGAACACAUCCAAUUCUAAAGUCACCAUAAAGAUGGUUUCACAAAGUCCAGAGGAGCCGAAGAUCGGCCUGAAGCAGCUGGACAGUCAUAUGGCCCAGCUGACCUUUGGCGGAUGCUUCAACUUUGAUAAAAUAAAGAAGUAUAAAAUCAUUGUCAUGGCACACGACCACGGAACCCCAGUCCUGUCCUCCUCUGCCACCAUCAACCUACACGUUCUGGACUCCAACACUCACCCGCCGAUGUUCAAGAAAAAGGAGUACCAAGCCGAAGUGCAAGAAUCAACCACCAAGAACGAUCUGCUGAGAGUCGCUGUAGAGGACAAGGACACGCCCAACACUGCGAGCUGGCGCGCCAAGUACUUCUUCAUCAAAGGGAACGAGGACGGCAACUACAAGAUCGAGACGGAUCCUGAAACAAACGAGGGCGUUCUGAGCAUCAUCAAGGGGAAGGAUUUCGAGCGGACAACGCUGACCAACGUAGAGAUUGGAGUGGAGAAUGAAGAAGCCUUGUUCGUGUGCAAAGACGGUUCUCCUGCAGAAGGUUCCUUCAAGGACUCCAUCAACGUCACCGUAAAAGUGAUUGACGUCAACGACCCACCUCAGUUUGAGAAAGAAAAAGUUGACAUAUACCGGAAGGAGGAGGAGGCUCCGGGAAAAGACCUGUUUGUCCCCAAUGUCAAAGAUGUGGACUCUGAUGUGACCAAAAUCAGGUACGUUCUCCUGAAGGAUCCGGCUGAUUGGGUCGCCGUUGAUAAGAAGACUGGAAAAGUUACCUCCACCAAGAGGAUGGACAGAGAAUCCCCCUUUGUUGAUGGCAAUAAUGUUUACCAGAUCAUUGUUGGUGCCAUAGACAACGGUGAACCUCCAGCCACUGGAACAUGCACCGUUCAGAUCCACCUGGGUGACAUCAACGACAAUGUGCCCAAGCUGACCAACAGCAGCCUGGUCAUGUGUGGGAACAAGGUCAACAAGGUCAGGGUGUCGGCCCGGGACGCCGACAUGCAUCCGUUCAGCGGCCCCUUCGCCUUCUCUCUGGGGAAUAAGGACAAAUUUGCGGCAGAGCGAUGGAAGCUGGAUCCCCCCUACGGUGAGGAGGCUGCUCUGGUAAGCCUGAAGCCGCUUCCCUACGGGAACUACUCGGUGCCCCUGAUGAUCCAGGACCAGCAGAACGUGGCUGGACACGACACGGUGGAAAUGACAGUGUGCGACUGUGGGGACGGGGACAUCUGCCGUAGCCUCAACCCGCGGUCGGUGAGCCCCGGGCCGGCGCUCAUUGGACUCAUCUUGGCCUCGCUGCUGCUGUUUCUGUUGCUGCUGCUCCUCAUUAAAUGCUACCAUGGACGCGGUCUGGCUUCCAACUCCACUAUGCCCGACGAGGGGAACCAGACCCUGAUGAAGUACAACUACGAGGGGGGGGGCGCUUCCUGCAUGGCGGAGCCCAUUCUGCCCACUAAAGCUGUGGAUGUGACUGACUCGAAGAUGGGCGCGAAGACUUCACAGGUGCAAUCAACGACGAGACUUGAGACGAACACAUACAGCUCAGCGUUCAGCACGAUGAACAACAACAUGAACACACUGGGAAGCCAGCGUUACGCAGACACACACAAGAGUCGCAGAGGUUAUUCCAUGAACUCUACGUGGGGCUCUAGCAGGAUGAACACGUACAUGGGAGCACAGGGAGCCUCCUCCAUGUACCAGCGCUCAUCAAGCCUGGGGCCGUAUAACAACAUUGGAGAUCACAUUGAAAAGAAAAUGUACAACUUUGACGACCGCAUCCUGGAGUACGCACCCCAGACGUACGCGCACGAGGGCAAUGGCAGUGGAUGCCACUCGCUGGAGAACAUCGCUGCGAGCUCACAAGACAAUCUGCAGUUUCUGGAGCAUUUAGGAUCAAAGUUCAACAAACUGGGAGGAAUCUGUCACGAGGCCAUUACACAAAGACAGAUACAAUAUUAAAGGCAACACUGAACUGCUGAGUUCAAGUCACUCCUAGUUUAAAGGGCUGGUUCUGCUGGAUCUUUGGAUGGCUGAUAUUAUGUCAUCUAUGUGACACAUGAAUGUGUUUUUAUAUUUCUAUCUGGUUUGAAUGCUGUUGAUUACUGGCUUCUUCUCUUCUGUCAUAAGAUGCAGUUUUCAGAAACUAAAAAGUAAUAAAACGAGAAUUUGCUUUUACUAACA
Molecule: messenger RNA, 2780 nt
Organism: Betta splendens (Siamese fighting fish)
Lineage: Eukaryota; Metazoa; Chordata; Actinopteri; Anabantiformes; Osphronemidae
Gene: cdh26.1
Product: cadherin 26, tandem duplicate 1
Exons: 19
Coding region: 75-2558 (827 amino acids)
Biological process (GO): calcium-dependent cell-cell adhesion; homophilic cell-cell adhesion; cell-cell junction assembly
Cellular component (GO): catenin complex; plasma membrane; adherens junction
Molecular function (GO): cadherin binding; calcium ion binding
Source: RefSeq, a predicted model, not a curated record